Molecule: messenger RNA, 552 nt
Organism: Pieris macdunnoughi
Lineage: Eukaryota; Metazoa; Arthropoda; Insecta; Lepidoptera; Pieridae
Source: the annotation of a GenBank genome assembly
AUGACGAGGAAUUCAAGGAACAAGUUCAUGAUUGAUUUAGUUUUACACAAUGACACUCAAGAAGUAUCCAUUGGCAUAGAUGAAUCUGAAACGUAUAAAGAAAAUAUCAACAAUACCAAUAAACUUCCAAAUAAUGACGAUGGCACCAGGCCAGGGCCACUAGAACCUUCAAAUGAAGACGAUUUUAUUGAAAAUAGUGACGAUAGCGUAAAGGAUCCCAAUUUUAUUAUUGAUCCAGGUAUGCUAAGAAGAAGAUUUUUUUGUAAUAGCCAGGAAGAAAUAACUGAUAACUUAUCGUUUGAAUCUAUAAAUAUACUACAGCAGGAAGUUCAGUUCAAUUCUGAAAAGAUUCCUAACUACGACUCCAUUCAUCUUCAAGCUCAUUGUCGAGCUCCAGUUCAUUCUCUAGUUCUUGCUCAUCUUCUGGUUCAAGCUCCAGUAUUCUGCGUUCAAAUUCUGCAAUAUUACCAUCAAGCUCUACGGCCAAUGUCUCAUUCUUGUCGAUCGCAGUUUCUCAAGGCAAAAAGGAACCAGAAUCGAAUCAUGAAAUAA